This is a messenger RNA of Neofelis nebulosa (Clouded leopard), 2178 nucleotides long. It is a transcript of the gene TKT, whose product is annotated as transketolase. Gene Ontology annotation, cellular component: endoplasmic reticulum membrane; extracellular exosome. The transcript has 15 exons. The record is from RefSeq and is a predicted model, not a curated record. Gene Ontology annotation, molecular function: transketolase activity; thiamine pyrophosphate binding. Lineage: Eukaryota; Metazoa; Chordata; Mammalia; Carnivora; Felidae. Gene Ontology annotation, biological process: pentose-phosphate shunt, non-oxidative branch; ribose phosphate biosynthetic process. The coding region runs from base 184 to 2076 and encodes 630 amino acids.
UGUGCUCAGCACUCUACAGUUUACAGCCACAUCUCAAUCUUUGGCUUGUUUCUUUCCUCCUGCCUGCCUCAUGGUCAGCAAGGUGUCAUGGUCCCAGCCAGCAUGUGAGGAGUUGGAGUAGCACUGAGAGGUUUGGCAUCAGGUCCUCCAGCAGAUGGUGUGGCCAGUGGUGACAGAUGCAUUAUGUUACCGGGCCUCCCGGCACCCAUCCCGCCCCCCACCACAGCAUCCCCAUUUACAAGUGAAGGAGCUGAGCCUUGGGGAGGCCUAGUGUCUUUUCCCCAUGACCAGGAGUUCAUAGAGAUGGCUAACCACCCCACGUCAUGCUGCAGUGCCGCGGAGAUCAUGGCUGUCCUCUUUUUCCACACCAUGCGCUACAAGCCCCUGGACCCCCGGAACCCUCACAACGACCGCUUUGUACUCUCCAAGGGCCACGCGGCUCCCAUCCUGUAUGCUGUAUGGGCUGAGGCCGGCUUCCUGCCUGAGGAGGAGCUGCUGAACCUGAGGAAGAUCACCUCUGACUUGGACGGGCACCCUGUUCCGAAACAAGCUUUCACCGAUGUGGCCACUGGCUCCCUGGGCCAGGGCCUUGGGGCCGCUUGUGGGAUGGCCUACACGGGCAAAUACUUCGACAAAGCCAGCUACCGCGUCUACUGCAUGAUGGGAGACGGGGAGCUGUCGGAGGGCUCUGUGUGGGAGGCCAUGGCCUUCGCCAGCAUCUACAAGCUGGACAACCUGAUUGCCAUUCUUGACAUCAACCGCCUGGGCCAGAGUGACCCCACCCCGCUGCAGCACCAGGUGGACGUCUACCAGAAGCGUUGCGAGGCCUUUGGCUGGCACACCGUCAUCGUGGAUGGACACAGCGUGGAGGAGCUGUGCAAGGCCUUUGGCCAGGCCAAGCACCAGCCGACGGCCAUCAUCGCUAAGACCUUCAAGGGCCGGGGGAUCUCAGGCAUAGAGGACAAGGAGGCUUGGCACGGGAAGCCCCUCCCCAAAAACAUGGCCGAUCAGAUUGUCCAGGAAAUCUGCAGCCAGAUCCAGAGCACGAAGAAGAUCCUUGUGACUCCCCCACAAGAGGAUGCCCCCUUAGUGGACAUCACCAACAUCCGCAUGCCCAGCCCACCCAGCUACAAAGUUGGCGACAAGAUAGCUACCCGCAAGGCCUAUGGACAGGCCCUGGCGAAGCUGGGCCGCGUCAACGACCGCAUCAUCGCCCUGGAUGGGGAUACCAAGAAUUCCACCUUCUCAGAGAUCUUCAAAAAGGAGCACCCAGACCGAUUCAUUGAGUGCUACAUUGCUGAGCAGAACAUGGUGAGUGUCGCCGUGGGCUGUGCCACACGCAACCGGACAGUGCCCUUCUGCAGCGCUUUCGGGGCCUUCUUCACACGGGCCUUCGACCAGAUUCGCAUGGCGGCCAUCUCGGAGAGCAACAUCAAUUUCUGUGGCUCCCACUGUGGUGUGUCCAUCGGGGAAGACGGGCCCUCUCAGAUGGCUCUGGAAGAUCUGGCCAUGUUUCGGUCAAUCCCCACUGCAACCGUCUUUUACCCAAGUGAUGGUGUGUCUACGGAAAAGGCAGUGGAAUUAGCAGCCAAUACAAAGGGUAUCUGCUUCAUCCGGACCAGUCGCCCAGAAAACGCCAUCAUCUAUAACAGCAAUGAGGAUUUCCAAAUCAAACAAGCCAAGGUGGUCCUGAAGAGCAAGGAUGACCAGGUGACUGUGAUUGGGGCCGGGGUGACCCUGCACGAGGCCUUGGCUGCUGCCGACCUACUGAAGAAAGAGAAGAUCAACAUUCGUGUGUUGGACCCCUUCACCAUCAAGCCCCUGGACAGGAAUCUCAUUCUCAGCAGCGCCCGAGCUACCAAGGGGAGGAUCCUCACCGUGGAGGACCAUUACUACGAAGGUGGCAUAGGUGAGGCAGUGUCCUCCGCCUUAGUGGGUGAGCCUGGCAUCACUGUCUCCCGCCUCGCCGUUGGCGAGGUACCAAGAAGUGGGAAGCCAGCUGAGCUGCUGAAGAUGUUUGGCAUCGACAGGGAUGCCAUUGCACAAGCUGUGAGGGACCUUGUCGCCAAGGCCUAGUAAGGGUAAAGUGUGCAAAGGGUUCUACACAUUCCCGAGAUUCUGGCAAAGGUGCUCAAAGAUGUAGUGAGAGGAGUAAUAAAUUUAUGUUUUGAGAAAAAA